AUGGUUACAGUAUUUAGUGGCGAACCCAUUCCAUAUGUGGACUACACGAAAGAGGAGCAUGAAACAUGGAGAGCUGUCUACGAGAAACUUCGCGAUCUACGUGAAUCUCAUGCCUGCUCUGCUUACAGGAGGAAUCUCAAGCUCUUAGAAGACGAGGGUGUUUUAACGCCGAAUAAAAUUCCUCAGAUCAGAGACGUCAACAAGUAUCUUCAGAAGAAAACCGGUUUCAUUCUUCGCCCUUGUAGUGGCCUGCUUUCUGCACGAGAUUUCCUGGCCAGCUUGGCGUUUCCGUGUGUUUCAGGUCAGAAUUUUAAAUCUGAAUGUACUACAACGUACUUACGACAUGGCAGCAAGCCACAUCAUUCGCCCGAACCGGAUCUAAUUCACGAGCUUCUUGGACACGUGCCAAUGUUUGCCGAUCCCAUGGUAGCGCAAAUGAGCCAGGUCUACUGGUUCAUUAUCGAGUUUGGGUUGUGUCGAGAGGACGGACAGUUGAAAGCGAUUGGCGCCGGAUUGCUUUCUGCUUACGGAGAAUUGAUGGUCCAAAGAAACAUUUCUACUUUUUUUUUGUUCAGAGUAAUUUCAAGAAGGAAAUUGAACGAGAGUCACCAGAAUAUGAAUCAGGAUGCUGUACUAUAG
Molecule: messenger RNA, 639 nt
Organism: Ostertagia ostertagi
Lineage: Eukaryota; Metazoa; Nematoda; Chromadorea; Rhabditida; Trichostrongylidae
Source: the annotation of a GenBank genome assembly